Exophiala bonariae is the source of this 1083-nucleotide messenger RNA. RefSeq lists its product as uncharacterized. Gene Ontology annotation, molecular function: nitronate monooxygenase activity. The coding region runs from base 1 to 1083 and encodes 360 amino acids. The record is from RefSeq and is a predicted model, not a curated record. NCBI's taxonomy places the organism in Eukaryota, Fungi, Ascomycota, Eurotiomycetes, Chaetothyriales, Herpotrichiellaceae. The transcript is spliced from 4 exons.
AUGGCACUCCAACGUAAGAGCGGUCAACACAAGCAGAUUCAGACCCCUCUUACGGACCUAUUCAGGAUCCGUCAUCCCAUCAUGCUUGCGGGAAUGGGCCCCGUUUCAAGCCCCAAGCUCGCAGCAGAAGUUACGAAUGCUGGUGGAAUUGGCGUGAUAGGUGGCUAUGGAUAUACCCCGGACCAGCUCCGUGAGCAGAUCAAAGAGCUGAAGUCGUAUCUUCAUGCUCCAGAUGCGGCGUGGGGCGUAGAUCUUUUGAUACCCCAAGUUGGUGGACAGGCUAGGAAGACAAAUUAUGAUUACACAAAAGGGAAACUUGACGAAUUGAUCACCAUUAUAAUCGAGUAUGGUGCAACUGUUUUUGUUUGUGCGGUAGGAAUUCCACCGAAGCAUGUGGUCGAUAGACUUCACCAACAUGGGGUACUAUACAUGAAUAUGAUCGGACACCCAAAGCACGUUCAGAAAUGUCUCAACAAUGAUGUGGAUAUUCUGUGCGCCCAAGGAGGUGAGGGGGGUGGACAUACCGGGAACAUACCGUUCUCGAUUCUCAUUCCAGCUAUUGUGCAAAAUGUUAUGGGUCACAAAAGCAAGUUUACUGGCCAUGAUGUCCAAGUUGUUGCUGCAGGAGGAAUCUCAAAUGGAACGACAAUAGCAGCGGCUUUGAUGAUGGGCGCAACCGGUGUAUGGGUAGGAACCAGAUUCCUCGUCGCACAUGAGGCCAAUUGUUCUAGUGCGCACAAGGAAGCAGUGUUGAGCGCCGACUUCGAUGCAACCGUGCGGACGACAAUUUAUACGGGUCGGCCAUUGCGGGUCAAGAAGACUCCCUACGUUCUUGACUGGGAAACGAAUCGCCAAAAAGAAUUGAAGGAACUGACUUCCAACGGGGUGUUACCUAUAGAUCAUGAUGCUGAACAGCGUGCGGACGACGAUGAGUUCACUGAUAACCUAAGCCCUUUCCUUAUGGGUAAAGUUGCUGGGUUGAUCACGAAAAGGCAGAGUGCUCAAAAUAUUGUGGACGAAUUAUUCAGGGAAACGGUUGACGCACUGGCCCGUGCCAAAGGAUACCUUACUGCCAAGCUAUAA